Acinonyx jubatus (cheetah) is the source of this 3357-nucleotide messenger RNA. It is a transcript of the gene MREG, whose product is annotated as melanoregulin. Gene Ontology annotation, cellular component: melanosome. The record is from RefSeq and is a predicted model, not a curated record. The transcript has 5 exons. Bases 1240 to 1884 code for a protein of 214 amino acids. Gene Ontology annotation, biological process: melanosome transport; melanocyte differentiation. Lineage: Eukaryota; Metazoa; Chordata; Mammalia; Carnivora; Felidae.
CCAUCCCUGAGAUGGUAACCUAAGCCUAAAUCAAGAGUCCUAGCUUAACAGACUGAGCCACCCAGUGCCCUGCAGCAUUAUUUUAGUGACAAAAAGUUGGAAUGAACUUAAACGUCCCUGAAUAGGGGGUCCGGUUGAAUCAUAUACGGGCAUCAGUAUGACUCCACAAUAUAUAACUGUUAAAGUGAUAAAGGAAGAAACACACGGCUUGAUGUGGAACAGUCUACAUGAUGUACUGAGUGGAACAAGCCAGGGCAGAAAUAUGUGGAGUAUGUCACCCUUUGGGUGAAAAAAGGAGGGGGGGUGUAAGUACAUAUACUUGCAAGUUCCUACAAGCAUAAAAAAGAGUAUAAAUAGCGCUGGAAAAUUGCAGGGAACUAAUGAUAAGGGUUGCCCACACACUCCACCCCCCCUUUUUUAAGGGAGUUAUUUAAGGACCAGUGACCCUGAAAACGACUUAAAAAAUCAUCGCGAUAUAGUACUCUUAAAAAACCUACUUCUGGAAGCGCCUGGCUGGCUCAGGUGGGGGACCGUGGGGCUCUUGCUCUCGGGGGUUUGAGCCCCACGUUCGGUGUGGAGAUGACUUAAAAAAUAAAAGAUCUUAAAAAAAAAACCCCAGAAACCCACUUCUGUAAUGUGUCAAUGCGUGCUCUUCUGGUAGCUUUUACUCUGUGUGGAGCUGACGCGGUAAAAAUCCGCCCUAAGCACUGCUCUGAAGGCACGGGAGUAGGAAGGAGGACCUUUUAUUUCCUCCGGGAGUGAAGCCAAUAAAAAGUAUGAAUAGAUUCAGGCCAACCUCGUGCUCGGCGACUGGGGGCCUGCCCCGCCUUCCCCCCAGCCGGGGCUGCCCGUCGGUGCUGCCCUCCGCCUGGAGUCCCUGCUUCCUCCUUAGAGGGCAGCAGCAGAGCGUGUCGGGGACGCAUGCGUCCCAAUUUGCGCCCGGGGAAUUAAAAGAAAAGAGGGGGGAAAAAGCCCCAGCGCAACACGCGCCCCAAACAAAACCCAAGUGCAGGAAAGCGCGCGGCCGCGCAGACCUGGGCCGUGCAGGCGUCUCGGCCUCGCCCGCGUCCCCGGCCGCGGCGUGAUGCGCACGGACUGGCCCGCGACGCCCGGCCCCGCGACUGUCCCCGCACCUGGACGCCGGCCGGGUGGCCGCGCCCCAGCCGCGCUCGCUCGCCGCCGCCGCCGCCGCCGCGGCGGUCUCCCAGUGUGCCGGCGCCGUGGGGCACCUCGCUCCCCAUGGGGCCGCGGGACUGGCUGAGGACCGUGUGCUGCUGCUGCCCGUGCAGGUGCCUGGAGGGGCCCGCAGUGCCCGAGAAGGAGCCCCUGGUCAGUGAUAGCAAUCCAUAUUCUUCAUUUGGAGCGACGCUGGUGAGAGAUGAUGAAAAGAAUUUGUGGAGCAUGCCUCACGAUGCGUCCCACACAGAGGCAGACGACGACCGAAUCCUGUACAAUUUGAUAGUCGUUCGAAAUCAGCAGGCCAAGGAUUCAGAGGAGUGGCAAAAACUCAACUAUGAUAUCUACACCCUGCGACAGAUUCGAAGGGAAGUGAGGAAUAGGUGGAAACGCAUUUUAGAAGAUUUAGGCUUUCAAAAGGAAGCAGACUCUUUGUUGUCAGUGACGAAACUCAGCACCAUCAGUGAUUCCAAAAACACAAGGAAAGCUCGGGAGAUAUUGUUAAGAUUGGCUGAGGAAACCAAUAUUUUUCCAGCAAGUUGGGAGCUCUCGGAGAGAUAUCUCUUUGUUGUGGACCGUCUUAUUGCUCUUGAUGCAGCAGAAGAGUUCUUUAAAAUUGCCAGUCGAACUUAUCCCAAGAAACCUGGGGUCCCAAACCUGGCAGAUGGCCAGAAAGAACUGCACUACCUUCCAUUUCCAAGUCCCUAAAGGAGAGGCUGGGAUUCCCCACGGGGACACAACAGCCAGCCCAAGUGGGACAAAUGCAUACAGGAGACUGUAAGCACGUGGAGGGCCAGUUAAGUGAAAAAUGAUUCUAAAUCCUAUAAAAAACUAGGGGUUUGGAUAUCUGGUCUUCAUGAGGAUGCCACUGUAGGAAAAGUUCAGGUUGCAUUGAAACAGCCUGGUGAUCUUGCAUCAGGGAGUUAGGGUGAUAUUUCCUCAUGGGGGAUUGGAUUUCAAGAGCCCAUUGUCCCCAUUUGGGUUUUGGUUGUACAAUAAACUCUUGUCACUAAGCCUAUUGGGGGAAUGGGGUGCUCUAGUUAGGAAAACAAUAAGAUUGAUAGAGCUAUUGUUGAGCCCAAAUAUGGAUUACUGAAUUUUAAAUAAUUAUUAUAUAAUAUAGGGUAAUGCCAAAAUAACGCCAGGCAUUAUGUGACCUUUCUUGGAUUUGGAAGAUCCUCCAGGACCUUGGAGGUGUCAGAGGCAUCAUUUUGAAUAUGAGUUAUGUAUUCAGAGGUUUAGAUACGGUAGAUGAUGGGAAUAUCUAAGAGUGCUGCUCAGAAGGGAGUUCCAAAUAGAUCGAUCCCAGGCAGAGCUUCCUUCAGCUCUGUCUUCAGUUGUGGGACACGCGUCUUAAAUUCUAAAUAUUAGCAAUACCUGGUUACCUCAUUUUUGCAUACUAUCCAUUUCUAGACCCCAAGCCCUUGAUAUUUUAUCUGGAAUAGCAUCUGUACACUGGAAUGUUUGACCUCCACUUCCUUCUCUUCUCUUUAAUCUGUUUCUGGCGUCUUGGCUGAGAGUUGUACCUGCCCAGUGACCUUUAGCACAGACUUGUGUCUCUGCGUCUGCAGGCAAUAUUGCACGGAAGAAGGUCAUUGCUGUACUUUCUUCCAUUCAGAAGAGGAUUUCCAAGAUGGAGCAGUGCUGAAUUACAGCUUGCUUCUAGCCACAGACUGAGAAGUCCAGCCUCAAAAGUUACUUGCCACUUAAGGAAGGAGGUUGCCAGGAAAUCAUGGUUCAUGUUAUUGAAAAGACUUUCAGAACCUGUAGGAUUUACCCAUAGAUUGCUGAGAACAAUGGCGAUAUUUUUACUUUUACAGACUUUGCUCUUCUAACUUCAGGUGAAAAGGAACUUGAAUUAGUCUGUCCAGGGGAUCAUGACUUGAAAACUUUCUGAAUAGCUCUUUCGGUAGUGCACACAAUGUUUGAAGUAUCUGUUAGAGGAGACACACGUUCUCCAUUUAUUAAUGCAUUGUAGACCAGAUUAACUGACAUGUUUCAGGAAGAUUCUUUCUAGUUUAGCAAGUAAGCUAAAAGUUUUAUUUUUUAUAUUUAAUGCUUAAUCUCUCUCUUGUGUUGUUUAAAAUUAGCCUGCAGAUAAUUUCCCUCACUUCUGUAGGCUCUCGCGAGAUAAACAUAUAAACAGUGAAAUAAACAAAUAAAAACAAAAAUGAACAAAAA